AUGUCUAAGGGAAAGGUCUGUCUUGCUUACUCUGGAGGUUUGGAUACUUCUUGUAUCCUUGCUUGGUUGUUGGAGGAGGGGUAUGAGGUCAUCUGCUUCAUGGCCGACGUUGGUCAAGAGGAAGACUUCGAGGCUGCUAAGGCAAAGGCCCUGAAGAUCGGUGCUUUAAAGGUCUACGUUGAGGAUAUCCGCAAGGAGUUUGUCGAGGAGUUCUGCUUCCCCGCUAUUCAGUGCAAUGCCAUCUACGAGAAUGUUUACCUCCUCGGUACAUCUCUCGCUCGCCCUGUUAUUGCUCGUGCCCAGAUCUCUGUUGCUGAGAAGGAGGGUUGCGCCUACGUUUCUCACGGUUGCACCGGAAAGGGUAAUGAUCAAGUUCGUUUUGAGCUUGCCUUCUACGCCCUCAAGCCUGAUAUCAAGGUCAUUGCGCCAUGGCGUCUUCCUGUCUUCUACGAACGUUUCGCUGGACGCAACGAUCUCCUUGAGUAUGCCGACAAGUGCGGCAUCCCCGUCUCACAAACCAAGGCUAAGCCAUGGUCCAUGGACGAGAACCUUGCCCACUGCUCUUUUGAGGCCGGAAUUCUCGAGGACCCCAACAUGACCCCAUUGAAGGACAUGUGGAAGCUCACCAUCGACCCCCUCGACGCCCCCGAGCAGCCGCAGGACUUUACCCUUCACUUCGAGAAGGGUCUUCCCGUCAAGCUUGUCACCGAUUCUAAGACCUACACCGAGCCUCUGGAGCUCUUCCUCGCCGCGAACGCCAUUGCGAGGGCCCAUGGUGUUGGACGUAUCGAUAUCGUCGAGAACAGAUUCAUUGGAUUGAAGUCCCGUGGAUGCUACGAGACCCCUGGUCUGACCAUCUUGAGGUCUGCUCACAUUGACCUUGAGGGACUCGUUCUCGACCGUGAGGUCCGCGCCUUGAGGGAUCAGUUCGUUACCUACAACUACUCCAAGCUUCUCUACAACGGCCUCUACUUCUCUCCCGAGCGUGAGUUCUUGGAGGGCUCAAUUGCCGCGUCCCAGAAGACCGUCAACGGAACCGUCAGGUGCAGGGUUUACAAGGGAUCCUUCAUUGUCCUUGGAAGGAGCUCAGACACAGAGAAGCUCUACGACAUGUCCGAGAGCUCCAUGGAUGAGAUUGGCGACUUUGCGCCUUCAGACUCUGCUGGUUUCAUUGCUGUCCAGGCUAUCAGGCUCAAGAAGUACGGAAAGAAGAAGAUCGAGAUUGGUGAGAAGUUGUAA
This is a messenger RNA of Morchella importuna, 1239 nucleotides long. RefSeq lists its product as uncharacterized. The transcript is spliced from 7 exons. Bases 1 to 1239 code for a protein of 412 amino acids. Gene Ontology annotation, cellular component: cytoplasm. Gene Ontology annotation, biological process: L-arginine biosynthetic process; urea cycle. The record is from RefSeq and is a predicted model, not a curated record. Lineage: Eukaryota; Fungi; Ascomycota; Pezizomycetes; Pezizales; Morchellaceae. Gene Ontology annotation, molecular function: ATP binding; argininosuccinate synthase activity.